This is a messenger RNA of Emericellopsis cladophorae, 1110 nucleotides long. RefSeq lists its product as uncharacterized. The coding region runs from base 1 to 1110 and encodes 369 amino acids. The record is from RefSeq and is a predicted model, not a curated record. The transcript has a single exon. Gene Ontology annotation, molecular function: NADPH dehydrogenase activity; FMN binding. Lineage: Eukaryota; Fungi; Ascomycota; Sordariomycetes; Hypocreales; Bionectriaceae.
AUGGCCAUCAGCAAGCUCUUCCAGCCCCUCAAGGUGGGACGCCUUCAAGUAGACCACCGAAUCGCCAUGGCGCCCCUGACGCGGUUUCGGUGCGACGAGCAAGGCGCGCCGCUCCCGAUCAUGACGGAGUACUAUACCCAGCGGUGCAGCACGCCCGGCACAUUGAUCAUCGCCGAAGCUGUCAGCAUCUCGGAGAAGCACUAUCUCGGGGAGUACGCGCCUGGUAUCUGGACAGGGGCGCAGAUGGAUGCGUGGCGCAGCGUCGUCGACGCCAUCCACGCAAAGGGAUGCUACGUGUACUGCCAGAUCAUCGCGCCCGGGCGGGCGAAUGCCGGCCGGGGGAUCACCAGCUACAGUUCGAGUGCCGUCCCACUGGACGGCGCGGAGGCCCCCCAAGAAAUGACGGGGGCGGACAUUGAGGAGGUGAUCCGGGAUUUCCGCAAUGCAGCCAAGAAUGCCAUUGAGGCUGGCUUUGACGGUGUCGAGCUCCAUGGGGCCAAUGGGUACUUGAUCGACCAGUUCGUGCAGGACACCUGCAACAAGCGAACAGACGCCUGGGGUGGGUCAUGCGAAAAUCGCUCCCGGUUCGGCUUCGAGGCGGUCAAGGCCGUGGUCGAUGCCGUCGGGGGCGACAGGACGGCCAUCCGCCUCAGCCCCUGGAGUCUCUUCCAAGGCAUGAAGAUGGAGGUCAGUGCCGCAGAAGCACAAUUCUCCGACCUCAUCCGCAGACUCAAGACCCUCAAGCUGGCGUACCUGCACCUCAUCGAGUCGCGCGUCGUCAACCACAUGGACUGCGACAAGGUGGAGGGACUGGAGUUUGCCUUUGACAUCUGGCAGAACCAGUCGCCCAUCCUGAUCGCCGGCGGCUUGAACAAGGAGAAGGCCUUCAAAGCCGCGGAUGAGGAGUACAAAGACUUUGACGUCGUCGUCGUGUUUGGUCGCUACUUCCUGUCGACCCCUGACCUGGUGUACCGGUUGAAAAGUGGCCUGGAGCCGAACCCGUACGACAGGAAGACGUUCUACACCCCAGGGCAGAGGGAAGGGUAUAUCGACUAUCCAUUCAGUCAGGAAUUCUUGCAGGAGGGGAGCAAUAAGUUACAAGCAGUCUAG